CCCCUUCCCCGGAAGUAGUUCCGUAACCAGGGGUCACAGGCAGGGGCUGUUUCCGGGGGGACCAGGCAUUAUGUAGGCUGCGGAGUGGUCGGCUGUUUCGCGAAGCUUCUGCGGCUGUAGGGCUCUGUGGCUGCCGCCAUGUUCGGCUGUUUGGUGGCGGGUAGGCUGGUGCAAGCAGUGGCACAACAGGUGGCCCAGGAUAAGUUUGUAUUUGACUUGCCUGACUAUGAAAACAUCAACCAUGUGGUGGUCUUUAUGCUGGGAACUAUCCCAUUUCCAGAGGGCAUGGGAGGAUCUGUCUACUUCUGCUUUCCUGACCAGAGUGGGAUGGCAGUAUGGCAACUCCUGGGAUUUGUCACCAAUGAGAAGCCAAGUGCCAUCUUCAAAAUUUCUGGUUUAAAAUCUGGGAAAGGCAGCCAACACCCCUUUGGAGCAAUGAACAUCCCUCAGACACCAUCUGUAGCCCAGAUUGGGAUCUCAGUGGAAUUGCUGGAACAUUUGGCCCAGCAGACUCCUGUAGCAAGUGCUGCUGUAUCAUCAGUAGACUCAUUCACGCAGUUCACUCAGAAGAUGCUGGAUAGCUUCUAUAACUUUGCCUCAUCGUUUGCUGUCACACAGGCCCAGAUGACACCGAAUCCCUCUGAAGCUUUCAUUCCUGCAAACGUGGUUCUGAAAUGGCAGUUUUACCCCUACUUGCAGUUUGUGGCUGAUUCCGGAAGCUGCCUUUGCUCCUUGUAAAGGUAUGAGAACUUCCAGAGACGACUGGCUCAGAAUCCUUUCUUUUGGAAAACAUAAACUUCAAUCAGGUCUUUUGAAGUGCUUUCCGACUAUAGUCAUGUCUUAAAGAUACAGUAAAUCACCCCACUAAAGAAAAUUGGUGGAGUAAUCAAAGUCAAAGCAGACUACGUGGAUUUUGUAGUACCAUUGAAACUUAUUUAAAAUUAAAAACCUGAAAACAA
Chrysemys picta bellii (western painted turtle) is the source of this 959-nucleotide messenger RNA. RefSeq names its product heat shock protein nuclear import factor hikeshi (gene HIKESHI). The record is from RefSeq and is a predicted model, not a curated record. NCBI's taxonomy places the organism in Eukaryota, Metazoa, Chordata, Testudines, Emydidae. Gene Ontology annotation, molecular function: nuclear import signal receptor activity; Hsp70 protein binding. Gene Ontology annotation, biological process: protein import into nucleus. Gene Ontology annotation, cellular component: cytosol; nucleus.